Molecule: messenger RNA, 1003 nt
Organism: Malurus melanocephalus (red-backed fairy wren)
Lineage: Eukaryota; Metazoa; Chordata; Aves; Passeriformes; Maluridae
Gene: COMMD7
Product: COMM domain containing 7
Exons: 9
Coding region: 62-664 (200 amino acids)
Biological process (GO): tumor necrosis factor-mediated signaling pathway; negative regulation of DNA-templated transcription
Molecular function (GO): NF-kappaB binding
Source: RefSeq, a predicted model, not a curated record
GCUGAGGCGGCGGCGGGGCCGGGCCCGGGCGGGCGGAGCCGCUGCUGUCGCUGCCGCCGCCAUGGGGCUGCUCAACUUCACCCGCGACCCGGUACCGGAGGCGGUGAGCGGCGACAUGCACAACCUGAACCAGCUGAGCGCCCAGCAAUUCUCAGCGCUGACUGAAGUGCUUUUCCGCUUUCUGACAGAGCCCAAAGAGGUAGAAAGGUUUCUGACUCAGCUCUCAGACUUUGCCACCAUGAAUAAAAUCAGCUUGGGCCCCCUGAAAAACAUUGUCAAAAGUAUUCUUCUGGUACCCAACGGUGCCCUGAAGAGGAAUUUGUCUUCUGAACAAGUCAGAGCAGAUUUUAUUGCUCUAGGCCUCAGUGAAGAGAAAGCCAGUUACUUUGCAGAACAGUGGAAGGUGAAUUCCCCCACCUUAACACGCCUGGCUGUGGGUCAGACACUGAUGAUUAACCAGCUGAUAGAUAUGGAGUGGAAGUUUGGAGUGACUGCUGGGAGCAGUGAGCUGGAAAAAGUGGGAAGUAUCUUCUUACAGCUGAAGCUGGUGAUUAAAAAAGGGAGCCAACUGGAAAACGUGUAUGUUGAGUUAACUUUGCCCCAGUUCUACAGUUUUCUGCAUGAAAUGGAACGGGUCAAAACCAGCCUGGAAAGCUUCAGCUGAAACUGCACAGACCUGAGCCGACAUCUGUCCGGGAUGUUUAAUUCCUCCUCAUGGGCCUGCAGAUCUGCUCUUUCCCAGCUGACUCUUCACACCCUGAUAAGAGAAGACAAGCUGUGCAACGAGCAGUGGUGUCAUGGCCCAGCAGGACCCAUCAAUCCUUCAGAACCUGAAACUUGGGCUAAGUUUCAGCUUUUUCAAAGCACCUACAAGUCCACUCAUCUUUUUUUUUUGUUUUUUUUUUUUUCUUUUACUAUACCAUUAUGAGGAACUGUGGUCAGAAGUAAUGUGGAUACCUGUACUAAAAUAGCAAAGAAAUAAACGCAUUCCUAUCCUUCUCUA